GUCGAGCAGGCUGCUAAAAGGGGAACCAAGCCUGAGAAGAAAAAAGUAGAGCCUAACGACGAGCUAAGCAAAGUUCUCGACUUCAAAAAGUUCGACAUUUCCGAGUUGGAUUGCAUUUUCGCGGAUUUUAAAACAACGUUGGAUCCAUUCGUCCAAAAUCGCGAGGACAUGGCCAGAGCAGAGGAAUCCUUUAAGAAAGCUGUUACCACGCUGGAACAAGUCAGUCCGCAUGCGCAGUUCAGUGAAUAUGUGCACGCCCUGAAGACGCGACUCACAUCAGAGGGAAUCGUAGUCAAGAUAAAAGAGGGAGCUCUGGCCAUUUACACAGAGGGAAAAAAGACAGUACAAGAAAUUCUUGAUGCAGUAGCUGCUGUAAAUGCCAUACUCAAACUGUCGAAGGAAUUAAAAGCUAUGCCGAUGAUUAUCGCAAGAGGAAGUGACGAUGCAGUCGAGAGAGCUGAAGGAAUGGAUCUGCCAGGAAUCUUGAAACGAGAGUUUAAGAGCGUGUGGGAUUUGGGAAAGAUCCCAAGGCUCAUAAAGGCCUUCAGCAACAACGUCCAACAAGUGAGGAGAGCUCCUGACAUGGUGCGCGAUUGCUACAGCCAAGCCAAGAAGAUCAUC
This is a messenger RNA of Pocillopora meandrina, 621 nucleotides long. The record is from the annotation of a GenBank genome assembly. Lineage: Eukaryota; Metazoa; Cnidaria; Anthozoa; Scleractinia; Pocilloporidae.